CGCCAUGGCCGGCCGGGGCUGCCCGCUGCCGCCGGUGAAGGCGCUGUCCGUGGCGCUGUCCGAGGCGCCCGGCGGGGUGCAGGGCUACUGCGGCGGGCAGGCGGUCUCCGGGCAGGUGCUGCUGGAGCUGGCGGCGCCGCUGCGGGUCCGCGCCCUCCGCCUCGAGGCCUGCGGGGGCGCCCGGGCCGCUUGGAGCGAGGGGCCGCCGCCGCCUUCCCCUCAGUCGGCGCCCGGGCCCCGACUGGAGGCGGAGGUGCCCUACCUGGACGCCCGGCGGGAGCUGCUGCUGCCAGGCGAGCGAAGGGGCGAGGCAGGCGCGGGAGAAGGUGAUGAGAGUUUCAUCCUAUUAGAAACUGGAAAAUACAAAUUCCCGUUCAGUUUUCAACUUCCCCUGCAUCCCUUGGCGAUGUCUUUCACAGGGAAAUAUGGCAGCAUUCAGUACUUUGUGAAAAUAACCCUGGAAAGUCCCACAGCCCCCCAUCAGACUGUGUCGAGAGAGUUUCAAGUUAUCAGCCACAUUGAUGUCAACUCUCCAGUUCUCCUGAGUCCUGUAAGACAAACUCAAGAUAAAAUGGUUGGGUGCUGGUUUUUCACUUCGGGUCCCAUUUCUCUGCGUGCCAAAAUCGAUAGGAAAGGGUAUUGUAAUGGUGAAGUUAUACCAAUUUAUGCAGAAAUAGAAAAUUGUUCCUCUCGGUUAAUUGUUCCAAAAGCUGCCAUUUUCCAAAUACAGACUUACUUAGUUAGAGGGAAAAUGAAGACUUUUCGUCAAAUGGUGGCCAAUGUGCGAGGAAACCAUGUUGCCUCAGGAAGCACAGAUACCUGGAAUGGCAAAACUUUGAAAAUUCCACCUGUCACUCCUUCUAUUCUUGACUGCUGUAUUAUCAAAGUUGAAUAUUCCUUAGCUGUGUAUGUUCAUAUUCCUGGUGCCAAAAAGUUGAUGGUUGAACUGCCUUUGGUCAUUGGCACAAUUCCAUGUACUGCUUUUUCCAGCAGGAACUCAAGCCUUGUCAACCAGUUUGCUAUGGAUAUGAGGUGGCUGGCUCAGACAAUGCCAGAACAUCCAGAAGCACCACCCAGUUAUGCUGACAUAGUGUCAGAGGAGGAAUACGCAAGGCAUGCUACUGCUUAUCCACAUUCAGCUGAUUGUGAAGAACAGCUGUGUACUCCUAUGCUUGCCUACAUACAAGAAUUCCGAUUUCAGCCUCCUCCUCUCUAUUCAGAGAUUGACCCCUAUCCUACUGAGGUAGAAGACAGUCAGCCAGUUUCACUCAUGGAUUAAAGGUGAUCCAAAAAAGCCUCGUCUUGACUAGAUGGAACACUUUGAUUUGGUUCUUCUACUGCCUCUGCUUGUAGGAAAGCUUUUUUUUUAAUCAGCGUUUCUGCUUAAAGUUGGAACAGACACCAGAAGACUUAAGUCAAAACAAGUCAUGAACAAUAAGGGAGGCAUGGAAGAAUGCGUUGUGGAGCCACUGGCCCAGAACAAGCCCGGACAUCAUUCGGCCAGAUAAUUGGCCAUAUCUGAGAAGAAGGAAAGUUUAGGUUGUGGUGCAUCUUACCAGUUGUGGCCAGGCUAUUGCAGAGAGCAGUAGGACAACAGCUACAGGAGGUCUGCCUUUGGGAAUACAAAUAUUUGUAUCUGUAUCCAGAUACAAGGAUUUCUGCUUGACAGUUUCAGUCCCCUACCAAGUUUAUGUGAUAUUUUGACUUCAAAGAUUACUACAUUCUUAACAUUAAUCAUGGAGCAAUACUAUAACAUUUUUACUCUAUACAAUAGAUACUCUAUACAGUGUUGUAUAGGUGCAAGCUUGGUAUCAUUACCAACUUUGAAAAUUGUAAUUUGGGGUAAGGCUGGAUUUUAAGAGUUGCCUUGCUCCGGGCUUCAGUGGUUAGGCUUCUUUUUUUCUUUUUUUUUUUUGCUUCUUCAGCAAUACGGCAUGAUUUGGCAACAGGCUGGGCCAGCCAAAUGUUCAGUCAGGACUUUUUCAGCAGCCUGAAAUGCUGCUGCUGCUGCUGCUUUGGCACUUAAUAUCAGCUAGGCUGAACAUACGAGGAUGCUUUUGCACUCUUUAAAAGCUUGCAUAAAGAAUGAUGAAACUCUAUAGAAACAUGUAGAUGGAAUGAUGAAGAUCCUGUUAAAAAAAAAAAAAGCACCCUCCCUCCCUCCCUCCUGGAUGGGAGCUGAGACCAAAAGUGUUUUCCACUGAGUUUGAUUUGCCUUUCUUGUGAUUAACAAAAUGCAGGUGGGGAGCAUUAACUUCCCUGUGAAGUUUUGUGAGAAAUGAAUUGUAGAUACGGUGAUCACAGAUUUAAGAUUUAGGAUGAAAUUGUUGUUAUGGUGCGAUUAUUAUUUGAUUAGUUUCUCAGGUCAGUGUGCUCUGCUCUAAGGGUAAAGUCUUACCUUGUUCCUUAAUUCCCAGGAAACUGUACUGUACUGUUCUAGCCUUUGCACUACAACCCACAGCCAGAAAUACUGCCUGCGUUUCUGUCCAUAAAAUUUGUGAAUAAUAAAAUCAGUAGUUCUGGAGGGGGAGAAAUGCCCUGUUUCCUUUGCUGGCAGACCACAUUGGCAAUCUGCACUGUGGCGCUUCUGCCUUGCCUUUCGGAAGUAUUUGAUUGACUAAGAGAAGCUGUACCCUGAAGCUCUAAAGUUGCACAUUUAGAAAUGUGGCUUGAUUAGAUAGAAUUCUGUGGAUAUAUAGAUCAAAGGCAGGCAACUUGCAAGCCUUCUCCCGUGCUGCACCAGAGUUGCAGAAUUAUCAGUCAAGGGUGCCAUGCACCCUGUUUCCUGCCCUUUUUGAGGCAGGAAGC
Messenger RNA from Candoia aspera, 2808 nucleotides. It is a transcript of the gene ARRDC4, whose product is annotated as arrestin domain containing 4. The record is from RefSeq and is a predicted model, not a curated record. Gene Ontology annotation, biological process: protein transport. Gene Ontology annotation, molecular function: ubiquitin-like ligase-substrate adaptor activity. Gene Ontology annotation, cellular component: cytoplasm; plasma membrane. Bases 5 to 1279 code for a protein of 424 amino acids. The transcript is spliced from 9 exons. Lineage: Eukaryota; Metazoa; Chordata; Lepidosauria; Squamata; Candoiidae.